AUGCUUUCAAUCUUUUUGCCCCUCCUAGCCACUCUGGCAUCUAUUCCAGCCAUAAAUGCACACGCGACGUUCCAAGAGCUUUGGGUGGGGUCGACAGACGAAGCUGGCAGCUGUAUACGGCUCCCGUUCAACAACUCUCCUGUGACGGACGUCACCAGCACCGAUAUUGCGUGCAACACUGCAUCGGCUGCUGCCUCGCCUGGUUACUGCUCCGUUGCCGCCGGUGGAACGUUGACCGUAGAGAUGCACGCUCAGCCUAAUGACCGUUCUUGCUCUAAUGACGCUAUUGGUGGCAACCACGACGGCCCAGUGAUCAUUUAUAUGGCGAAAGUCGACGAUGCUUUGACCGCAGUUGGCUCAUCUGCCAAGUGGUUCAAAGUAGCCCAAAGCGGCUAUUUGGGUAACGACUACUGGGCAACUGAUGCUUUGAAUGCCAACUGUGGCAAGUUUACCUUCACCGUCCCAAGCUGCCUUCCCGCAGGUGAUUACCUUGUUCGCGCUGAAGUCAUUGCACUUCAUGUCGCAUUCGGACUCAACGGCGCUCAAUUCUACAUGUCCUGCUACACAGUCAAAGUCACUGGUGGCGGCUCUGCCUCUCCCGCCACUGUCAGCUUCCCAGGAGCCUACUCUGCCACUGAUCCAGGAAUCUUGUUCGAUCUCUAUAACGGCUUCACAUCCUAUACCAUUCCAGGACCCGCAGUGUUCACUUGUGGUUCGGGGACUGGAUCCACCUCAGUAUCAUCUAGCUCUUCCGGUCCUUCGAGUAGUACCCGCUCCAGUUCUUCUACGCGCGCGAGCUCGACAUCCACGAGCACACGGGCUAGUUCUACAAGCUCCACGCGCACGAGCUCUGCGUCAGGCGCUGGACAGACUCUCUAUGGCCAAUGUGGUGGUCAGGGAUGGACAGGACCCACGACUUGCGCUCAAGGAACCUGCAAGGUCCUCAACCCCUUCUACAAGCUUUGGGUGGGCUCUACUGACGCGGGAAGCACCUGCGUGCGCAUGCCGUGGAGAAACUCGCCCAUUACGGACGUUACAAGCACUGACAUGGCCUGCAACACCGCAACCUCUGCCGCCUCUCCUGGCUAUUGCUCUGUUGCGGCCGGUGGAACGCUGACGGUUGAAAUGCAUUCUCAACCCAAUGACCGCUCUUGCUCCGUAGACGCUAUCGGUGGCAACCACGAUGGCCCCGUCAUCAUCUAUAUGGCCAAGGUCGACAAUGCUUUGACUGCUGACGGCGCUACCGCCAAGUGGUUCAAGGUGGCCCAGAGCGGCUACCUGGGUGAUGACUACUGGGCGACCGACGCUUUGAACGCCAACUGUGGCAAGUUCACCUUUACAGUCCCAAGCUGCUUGCCUGCCGGAGAGUACCUUGUUCGUGCCGAAGUUAUUGCCCUCCACGUCGCAUACCAACUUGGCGGUGCUCAAUUCUACAUGUCCUGCUACACCGUCAAGGUUACCGGUGGCGGCUCUGCCUCUCCAGCCACUGUCAGCCUGCCAGGAGCCUACGCUGCCACUGAUCCAGGAAUCUUGUUCGACCCCUAUUCUUCAUUCACCUCGUACACUAUUCCAGGACCAUCCGUUUUCACCUGUUCCGGUGGAACUAGUGUCAGUACUCUGCCCCCUCCUCAAUCGUCAACUUCAACUCGGGUCACGUCCACGUCCUCGCGAUCGAGCUCGACCUCGACUUCGACCUCGACGCGCUCAAGCUCGACUUCCACAACCUCUACGCGUACGAGCUCUGCUUCAGGCGCUGGACAGACUCUCUACGGCCAGGAUGGACAGGACCCACGACUUGCGCUCAAGGAACCUGCAAGGUCCUCAACCCCUUCUACAGCCAAUGCUCGUAAGUCUGCUGUCGGCAAAAUUGAGUUACAGUUGUCGUUUGACAACGAAGCGGAGGAGAAGCAGCUGUUCUCCCGAUUUGAUCAAUUUGACCGGGUGACGUUUGAGAUCGAGAUUGAGAACCUCCUCCGAGACAUCUAUAGUCCAUUUCCCGUCUCCGACAUUCUGCCACAGACUCCUGAAUGUGUCUCCGUUCCGGCGGAAUAUACUCUCCCGGUCUCCUGCCCGGAGCUCCCCUGA
Serendipita indica DSM 11827 is the source of this 2085-nucleotide messenger RNA. NCBI's taxonomy places the organism in Eukaryota, Fungi, Basidiomycota, Agaricomycetes, Sebacinales, Serendipitaceae. The record is from the annotation of a GenBank genome assembly.